Molecule: messenger RNA, 673 nt
Organism: Hippoglossus stenolepis (Pacific halibut)
Lineage: Eukaryota; Metazoa; Chordata; Actinopteri; Pleuronectiformes; Pleuronectidae
Gene: scpp7
Product: secretory calcium-binding phosphoprotein 7
Exons: 8
Coding region: 54-509 (151 amino acids)
Source: RefSeq, a predicted model, not a curated record
CUCAACAAUCCUCCGGUGCUGGUGUGCUGCCAGGAAGGAAAGCUUAAUUCAAAAUGAAAUUCCUCCUCCUCGCUGCCUGCGUCCUGGGGAUGGCUUUAUGUGCCCCUCCGCAGAUGUUCAUGGAGUUUGACAUCCGUCACGCUCCGGCUCAGGCAGUCAAGGCCAUCCCUGCUGGAGUCCCACUUGAAACUCUGGAUGUUCUGCUCCCAGUUGAUGCCCAGAGAAAGCUUGUUAGAAGACCGGUCCGUGGUUUCAUCAAGCAAGAGAUCCUCGAGCCAAAUGGCAGAGACACCGUCGAAAUUUUCUACCCGUUUGGAUUUGACCUGCCGAAGGUUGCUGCUGCUGCCCCUGUCGCCCCCAUCAACCCUGUUGUACUUGCAGCUCCUGCAGUGCCUGCAGCUCCUGCCGCUCCCGCUGCACCGGCUGCACCUGUCAAACCCAUCGCUGCUGCUCAUGCUCCCGCUCCCAAACCCAGUGGGGAUGAUGAUGAUGAUGAUGACGACGACUAGAAAAAUUGGAGUCAGCAGGAUGUGCAUGUUUGUGCACACACAGGUGCACAUGCACACAAAGCACACACUCACAUACUCUGAAGACACGUGGGGUUACUUUUUAAUUCAGUGCAAGGUGGUGCUCUGCUGUUUUAUGAAAAGAUGGUGCUGUGUUUUCUAUGGAA